Uloborus diversus is the source of this 3506-nucleotide messenger RNA. RefSeq names its product transient receptor potential cation channel subfamily M member 1-like. Gene Ontology annotation, biological process: monoatomic cation transmembrane transport. Bases 1 to 3387 code for a protein of 1128 amino acids. Gene Ontology annotation, molecular function: monoatomic cation channel activity. Gene Ontology annotation, cellular component: membrane. The transcript is spliced from 20 exons. The record is from RefSeq and is a predicted model, not a curated record. NCBI's taxonomy places the organism in Eukaryota, Metazoa, Arthropoda, Arachnida, Araneae, Uloboridae.
AUGGAUGGCCUCGGGCUUCUCAAACCAGCAAAGUACAUCCGGCUGGCUGAUGACAACAGCUUAGAAGCUUUGGUUUCUUUGAUGCAAGAUUAUUGGAAAAUGAAUGAUCCAAAACCGCCACAGUUCAUAAUAUCAGUUAUUGGGAAUACCUCUUCUUUUGUUGAAGACAAUGAAUGGAAACAAACAUUUGGUGAUAAUUUGGUAAAGGCACUUCUUACAGCAAAUGCGUGGCUUUUCACUGGAGGACUAAAUUUUGGUCUUGUGAAAGUAGUUGGGGAUGCUGUUCGCAAAAGACAAUACCUUGUAUCUACAAAGGAUAGAAUGAUACACGCCAUUCGUUGUAUUGGGGUUGCAAAGUGGGGAUGUGUUGAAAACAGUGAUCUUCUCAUAAAUGUAGAUUCUAAGGAAAUGCAUUAUUCAAGAUACAAAGUAAAACCACAUCAUAAAUUAGAGAGUGGAAGAGCUUAUCUUAAUCCUGGUCAUACACAUUUCUUAUUGGUGGAUGAUGGUACAAAACGAAUUUGUAAAGGAACUGAGCAGUUUCGAGUAGAAUUGAUGCAUAAGAUAUCUUCGACAAAGGAAGAAGAAGGACUAGCAAUUCCAUCCAUAUUGCUGGUCCAUGGAGGUGACUUGGAUACAAUAGAUGAAAUAUUGCUUUGCCUCCAGAAAGAUAUUCCUGUUUUGUUGUGUUGUGGAUCAGGAGACAUUGCUGAUAUAAUUGCUAUGGCCAUAACAUCUUGUAAUGCUUCCAGCUCAAGGUGUGAACGAAUUAUAGCUGAAGAAGAUAAAGAUUUAAUAAGAAAUAUGUUAAAUUCUUAUUUCAAAAAGCAUUCCAAAAAUGGAACAACUUCCUUAGAUGCCAAAGUAAAAGACAUUUAUAAAUGCUGCCGGAAAAAGAACCUACUUCAUAUUUAUGAAAUACAUGGCAAUGAGAGCUUAGACCUGCACAUUCUUUCUACUGUGAUAAAGCAUAAGAGGAAUGCAACACUUCGUGAUCAGUUGCUCCUUGCAGUAAGCUGGAACCGCCCAGAUGUGGCAAAAAAAUUAUUUCCAGAUUGUGGAUCUUGGCCUUUAGAUAUCAUUGAAGAGGCCAUGACUUCUGCUUUAAUAACAAAUAAACCUGCAUUUGUACGAUUACUUUUGAAACGUGGCAUUGUCAUGAGAGAUUAUCUAACCGUUGGCCUUCUUCGAACUCUUUACAAUGAAUGUAUUUGUGAGAAUGAAGCAGCUCUAGUAGUUUUGAAAGAUUUGACUCAUAAAGACCGCUACUUUAAUCUACGAGAUAUUUCUAACUUUCUGGGAUUUCUGAUGCGUAAACAUCGCCAUGAUGUUUAUCAAAGAGAUGUUACUUGUAAAAGAGGCAUUGAACCUACUGGUAUAUCAGGAGAACACUUUGAACAACCUUUCAGAGAGCUUUUCAUUUGGGCCACUGUCGUUUUAAGAACAGAAAUGGCUUUAUUUUUCUGGAGUGAAACUCAAAAGCCUCUACAAAUGUCAGUCGUUGCCACAGCUUUGUAUUGGAGACUCAAUAUAUCAUAUGAGAAUGAAGAAAAAUCUAUUUAUGUUGACAAAAAAAAGGAGUUUGAGAAAAUAGCUGUUGGUGUUUUGGAAGAAUGUGAUAAAAUGGAUUAUAAGAAGACCUCUGAAAUUCUUAAUUAUAGAGAUCCUUACUGGGGAAAUAUGACAGUUCUUGACUUAGCAAUACUUGGAUAUGAUCGUGCUUUCAUGUCUUCAGAAACAUGCAUUAAGGUCACUGAACAGUUAUGGUUUGGAAAAUUAGAAAGUAACACAGUUUUAAAGCUCAGCUUGACUAUAUUCAAUCCUUUGCUGAUUGGACUAGGAUAUUUGAGAUAUCGAAAUGACCCUUAUGCUGAACGGGAGUCAAACAUAUUUGAAAAAAUCUACUAUUUUUAUUCAUGUCCUGCAAUCAAAAUGAUGGUGCUUUUUUACUCCUACCUGUGCUACCUUUUUCUAUUUUCCUAUGUGAUCCUUUUUGAAUUCCAAGACAUCAUUUACUGGCCAGAAAUCAUUCUUCAUGUGUGGGCAUUCAGUUUAAUACUAGACAUUGCAAAAGAGAUUGUUCAGCAACCAAGUGAUCCAAAAGACAACAAACUCAUGGAAUGGCUUCAUGGAUACUUUUGGAAUAAGUUAGAUGUUGUGUGGGUUCUUCUCUUUGUUGUUGGAGGAUCUUUACGUCUAGCAUCACAGUUCUUGGAUAUUGAUCAUUGGAUAGCUCUGGAUGAUAUUCAUCUUAUUUAUACUUUCAGCUGUAUACUUAGUUACAUCAGGCUGUAUGAAUUUUAUAUGACCAUGUCUCAUAUUGGCCCAAAACUUAUUGUUCUCAAAAGGAUGAUAGGUGAUCUCAUUGUAUUUUUCCUCAUCGUUGCAGUAUGUAUUUUAUGUUAUGGCAUUGGUCGUGUUGCACUUUUACAUAGAGAACGUCAACCAUUUUGGAAUGUAUUUACAGAAAUAUUUUCAUUACCAUACUGGCAUUUAUUUGGAGAAUUAGAUUUGGAUGAAGAUUCUGAAUCCAGGUUUCCAACAUGCAGAAAUGACUCAGAGUAUUGCCGUCAAAGUCCUCAUGCAUGGACUGUUCCUAUCAUGCUAGCUAUAUAUAUGCUCAUCGGAAACAUACUUUUAGUCAAUAUGCUCAUUGCUGUCUUUACUCAUGUAUUUGAUGAAGUGAACACUAAUUCCAGAGAAAUUUAUUUAUUUGAAGUCUAUGUAUCAGGACUGCAAUUUUCACGUCGUUCUAUUCUUCCUCCACCUUUUCUUAUAGUGGAAGAUUUGAUAUAUGGAACAUAUUAUGUAUGCAUGAAAGCUUACAUGAAAAUCUACUCUAAGUGUUGCUGCUGUCUUCAGGGACGCAAUGAAAAAUGUAAAAUGCAGAGGAGACUGCAACGUGUUUAUGUAGGAAAUUUGCGAUUAUUUGAAAAAGAAGCACGGGCCAAGUACAUAAAAAAAGCUGGUGCCCCUGAUGAGCAAGCAUUAGAGGCAGCAAAAAUUGAUCAAAGGAUAACAUACCUGAGAGAUCUGGUUAAGAAAGUUCAUAACCUACAGUAUAAUUCAAACACAAAACGCAAUCCAAAAGGAGUGAAAAUCAAAGGAAAAGAAUUUUCUCCAAACAUAAAAGCUCAAAAUGCAUCAAAUCCAGAUAUCAGGGAACAUGAAGAUGAAGACUGGUAUACGCAACUUGAUGUAGAUGACUUUAUUUUACAAUGGUCUACAAUUAAGAAGUGUGCAUCUGAACAACAAAUGGCAAAAUCAUGGGCAGAGGCAGACCAGCGAUUAACACAAAUUGAAAAUCAUCUAACUUACAUAGUGAGUAAGUUGGAAAAUAUCGACCAAACAAUUAAUAAAACAAAUGAAGGAGGAACAUCAAUUUAACUUUGUCAAACGAACUUAUCAUUCUUAUUUAUUAAUUCAUUAUCAUACAUUAUUUAUCCCCAUCUCCCAAACGUUGUCAAAAUACUUGCCAUGUAUCAAAUUAGUUUUACAAAUUAUGU